This is a messenger RNA of Tetrapisispora phaffii CBS 4417, 771 nucleotides long. RefSeq lists its product as uncharacterized. Bases 1 to 771 code for a protein of 256 amino acids. Gene Ontology annotation, biological process: signal transduction. NCBI's taxonomy places the organism in Eukaryota, Fungi, Ascomycota, Saccharomycetes, Saccharomycetales, Saccharomycetaceae. The record is from RefSeq and is a predicted model, not a curated record. The transcript has a single exon. Gene Ontology annotation, cellular component: cytoplasm.
AUGUCUCAAAGUCGUGAAGAUUCCGUCUAUUUAGCUAAAUUAGCUGAACAAGCCGAAAGAUAUGAAGAAAUGGUCGAAAACAUGAAGGUUGUUGCCUCUUCCGGUCAAGAACUAUCUGUUGAAGAAAGAAACUUAUUAUCUGUUGCUUAUAAAAACGUCAUUGGUGCUAGAAGAGCUUCUUGGAGAAUUGUUUCCUCUAUUGAACAAAAAGAAGAAUCUAAAGAAAAAUCUGAACAUCAAGUUAGUUUGAUUAGAACUUACCGUUCCAAGAUCGAAACUGAACUAACUAAGAUCUCAGAUGACAUUUUAUCUGUCUUAGACUCUCACUUAAUUCCAUAUGCUACCACUGGUGAAUCCAAGGUCUUCUACUACAAGAUGAAGGGUGACUACUACCGUUACUUAGCUGAAUUCUCCAGUGGAGAUGUCAGAGACAAAGCCACUGAUUCUUCUUUAGAAGCCUAUAAGACUGCCUCCGAGAUCGCCACCACUGAACUACCUCCAACACAUCCAAUUAGAUUAGGUUUGGCUUUGAACUUCUCUGUCUUCUACUAUGAAAUUCAAAACUCUCCAGACAAGGCUUGUCACUUAGCUAAGCAAGCUUUUGAUGACGCUAUUGCUGAAUUAGAUACCUUAUCUGAAGAAUCUUACAAGGAUAGCGCUUUGAUUAUGCAACUAUUAAGAGACAACUUAACUCUAUGGACCUCAGACAUGUCCGAAUCUAACCAAGCUGAACAACCAUCUGAUGAAGCUCAAGCUCAAGCUCCUAAAUAA